AUGGUUGAGCGAUUCCACCGACAGCUGAAAGCCGCACUCAUGGCAAGCGAAGAACACUCCUGGGUCAAAGCACUGCCCAUUGUACUCUGGAGCAUACGCACUGCGUUCAAGGCGGACGUCAGCUGCAGCGCUGCAGAACUUGUCUACGGCAAAACCCUGCGUCUGCCUGGCGAGUUCUUUGUGCCUGACCAACAACAAACCCACAUUCCUGCUGGCGACUACGCAUCUCGCCUACGUCACAUCAUGACAGAACUUCGACCGACACCUCCACGACAGCCCACAGAAAGAAGCAUAUAUGUGAGCAGCGAACUUGAGUCGUGUAGCCACAUCUUUCUGCGCAACGAUGUAGUACGAAGAUCACUACAAGCACCGUACGACGGACCCUUCAGAGUUCUCCACCACGGGAGAAAAACGAUUACCAUCGAAAGGCAUGGCCGCCAGGAAGUGGUGUCAUUGGACAGAGUUAAGCCGGCACACAUGGAGACCAACCAGUCCACGACAGCAACCUCCGGCCUUCCACCUGAAACCUGCCGAACAGCGCCACAUCCCACACCAGAGACAGACACCCAAGUGACUGAAAAAUAUCACACACGCAGUGGAAGACGGACAGGUGCGCCAAAUUGCCUCAACCUGUAG
Molecule: messenger RNA, 636 nt
Organism: Rhipicephalus sanguineus (brown dog tick)
Lineage: Eukaryota; Metazoa; Arthropoda; Arachnida; Ixodida; Ixodidae
Exons: 1
Coding region: 1-636 (211 amino acids)
Molecular function (GO): nucleic acid binding
Source: RefSeq, a predicted model, not a curated record